Molecule: messenger RNA, 842 nt
Organism: Amaranthus tricolor (Joseph's coat)
Lineage: Eukaryota; Viridiplantae; Streptophyta; Magnoliopsida; Caryophyllales; Amaranthaceae
Product: protein DESIGUAL 2-like
Exons: 3
Coding region: 100-648 (182 amino acids)
Source: RefSeq, a predicted model, not a curated record
CAAUUAAUAUCCAAGCCCUUCAAGGAUUACCAAAUCUAAAAAAGUGCCACUCUAAUUAGCCAAAGAUCUUGUGUGCCAUCUGAUUCUUGCAUUAUAGAAAUGGCACUAAUGGCUAAAAGAAUGGGACCUGUGAUUUGUCUUUUGAUUAUGAUAAUGGAUAUUGUAGCUGGGAUACUUGGCAUUGAAGCUCAAGUUGCUCAAAACAAGAUGAAGUUUAUGAGAGCGUGGAUAUUUGAGUGCAGGGAACCGAGCUAUGAAGCUUACAAGCUUGGAUUGGCUGCAUGUAUAUUGCUAGCAUUAGCUCAUGUUAUUGCCAAUGUGCUUGGUGGUUGUGUUUGUGUAUCCUCUAGGGAAGAGUACACCAGAUCUUCCUCUAACAAGCAAAUAGCUGCUGCCUCUCUAGUUUUUUCUUGGAUUAUAUUGUUGGUUGCCUUCUCUCUACUUGUUCUAGGGACAGUAUCAAACUCAAGAUCACGACAAACAUGUGGAUUCUCACACAAUCAUCUAUUCGUGAUAGGAGGAAUUUUAUGUUUCGUUCAUGGACUAUUCCUUGUUGCUUAUUAUGUUGGUGCUAGUGCUGCUAGAGCGGAAGAAAAUCAAAUUUUCAAGCAACAAAGGCCCGCUGGCCCAUUCCCUCUUCCUGUUUGAAUGUUGAUUACCAUUUUCUUUCUUUCCCAUAAUUUUUUAAAGUAUUUUGUGAUAUCACUAUCACAUCUCUGUUUUUUAGUGCUAUCUUCUUUGUAAAGCUUGAUUGAUAAACCCAAAUUAAUAAUGAUUGUUAAAUUAAUGGAGUAGUUUUCCUUGGCAAAUCCUUCGUGAAUGAUCCGUAUUAAUAUGAUAUU